GAUGAUAACGGCGACAGAGACGCGGACUACUCCAUGCUGGACUUGGACCCCAUCACCGGGAAGUUCGAGGUGGUCGGCCACUACAACGGCAUGGAGAAGAGCUAUUGGCCAGUGCCCGGCAAAAAAAUCCACUGGCCGGGGGGAAGGGAGGGACCGCCUCCCGAUGUGCCCGAGUGCGGGUUCAUGGACAACAGUCCUGAUUGCCGAAAUGAUGACCUACGGACUGACAAGUUGUCGAGCAUCUAUAACUUCUGGUACUUCUCUUCAAGCCACCAGAAUAUUCACGACUGUGGGUUUAUACAGGGGCACCAGAGUAGCAAUCAAAAAAAUUAUCAGGAAGAAGGUUGAUGUAAACAAGAAGCUCUUGUGGGAAAUAAAACAGGUUCGAGAUGUGACUCAUGAAAAUACAGUGAGAUUCAUCGGGGCUUGUAUCGAAGCACCAACUAUUUUGAUUUUGACCGAGUACUGCCCAAAAGGAAGUUUGAAAGACGUUCUGGAAAAUGACGACAUUCAUCUGGACUGGAAUUUCAGAAUGUCCCUAAUAUACGAUAUAGUGAAGGGCAUGACAUAUUUGCACAAUUCUGAGGUAUCAGUCCACGGGAAAUUGAGAUCUUGCAACUGUCUGAUAGACGGAAGAUUUGUUCUAAAAAUUUCGGACUUUGGGCUUGCAUUUCUCACUACCCCUCUAGAAGUAACAAAGGACGAAAAAUACUUCAGAAAAAUGUUAUGGGUCGCACCAGAACUACUACCUCUAACAGUAACCCCAGGUAUACCAGCCACACCAAAGGGGGAUGUUUACAGUUUUGGUAUAAUUUUGGAGGAAAUUAUAGUGAGAGGUGGACCUUAUGAAGCAGCAAGACAGUUUCUAGAACCCCAUGAAAUUAUAUCGAGAGUAGCAGCCAGAGAAACCCCUCCCUUCAGACCAGCGGUCACUUUGAGAGAUUGUCCUGAAGAAUUAGUUGAGUUGAUGGAAAAAUCUUGGAAUGAUAACCCAGAAGAUAGGCCUUCUUUUGAUGCCAUUCGUCUCAAUUUGAGAAAUAUCAUGAAAGGUUACUGUGAAAAUCUCAUAGACGAUCUUCUGAGGAGGAUGGAACAAUACGCGAACAAUUUGGAAGUGCUGGUCAGCGAGAAAACAGAAGAACUCAGUCAAGAGAAGAGAAGGUCCGAAGAAUUAUUGUACCAAGUGUUGCCACGACCCGUGGCACAGCAAUUGAUGCACGGCGAAUUGGUUCAACCGGAGCAAUUCGAGUGUGUCACUAUUUAUUUCAGCGACAUUGUUGGAUUCACUGCGCUUUGUGCCAAAAGUACCCCAAUGCAGGUCGAAACAAUAGGCGACGCAUACAUGGUCGUUUCGGGUCUUCCAGAAAGAAAUGCCGAUAACCACGCAAAGGAAAUUGGUCUUAUGGCACUGGCGAUUCUAGACGCUGUCAAGUCAUUCUCUAUCAAACAUAAUCCGGAUUAUCAACUCAAACUGAGGAUUGGGAUACAUUCGGGACCGGUUUGUGCUGGAAUAGUGGGACAGAAGAUGCCCCAUUAUUGUCUUUUUGGCGAUACUGUCAAUACCGCGAGCAGAAUGGAAAGUACCGGGCAGCCACUGAAGAUUCAUGUCAGCGAAACUACCAGGCAUAUUUUCGACAAAUUCGGUACGUUCGAACUAGAACUGCGAGGGGAGGUCGAACUGAAAGGAAAGGGCUUCGUAACCACGUAUUGGCUUCUGCACAGCUCAGAACCUGAUCCUAGGCCAACCACACCCAGGCACAUAUCAACCAAUAUCGAGAUAGACACAAAUCCAUAUCCCCUGGUAUUCAUGGGAUGAAUAAUGAAUAGUGACUUGUUUUGUACACCCGAAACUUUAAAUUAAAAUAAGACACCACAAAUUUUGUAACAUAUAAGUGUACAAGAAUUGAAAUUUCUGUCACCCAUCUUUGCCGGUAUCAACCACAAAAUGGGGAAGUUUCCUAUAUUGAGGUUUUUUUUCUCACUGUGAAGUUUGUAAAAAAUUAAUACACAGGGUGAUUCACAUAACAACCGACAUAGGGCAGGGGCAUGUAGAGGGUCCCAAAAUAUGGCAAUUUAACGCAACUUACCUCUAUACCAAGUUGCUUCCCUAAGGAGUUAUAGGCAUAGCACUAACAGCAUGUCAACUUGCUCGUUAAAAGAAAACUUCUCAUUCAUUUUAAAAACACUCAAACAACAAUUACUUAAUUGAACAAC
Messenger RNA from Phaedon cochleariae (mustard beetle), 2214 nucleotides. The record is from the annotation of a GenBank genome assembly. Lineage: Eukaryota; Metazoa; Arthropoda; Insecta; Coleoptera; Chrysomelidae.